Mesorhabditis belari is the source of this 774-nucleotide messenger RNA. The record is from the annotation of a GenBank genome assembly. Lineage: Eukaryota; Metazoa; Nematoda; Chromadorea; Rhabditida; Rhabditidae.
AUGGCGCAAGUGUAUGCUCAACACGCUCAACAGGCAAAGGGACAGAAUAGCGAAGAUGGCACUCCACAACACCUUGCUCAAAAUGGAAAACGAACAAUUGUCGACGAAGAGAAGGCUCGGGAUGAUGAUAGUGAUGUGAGCGACGAAGAACCGGGCGAUGAUUUACCUUUAUCUUCUAUUCACGCCCAAAUGGGACUCUUCUGUCAUUCGAAUCCCAACAUUGCGCCAGCAUCACUGUGGAAUCGACAAGAUAUUGUGGAAUUUAAAGCAGCAAUCAAAAAAGAUGGACCGGAAGGAAUAAUCAAAGUUGGACAUGGAGAAACCGUAACUGUUCGAGUUCCAACUCAUGAAGAAGGCACAUGUCUUUUCUGGGAGUUUGCCACUGAUCACUAUGAUAUCGGUUUCGGCGUGCUUUUUGAGUGGAGUAUUUCGGACACCAAUCAGGUUUCCGUUCAUGUAUCAGAGUCAUCCGAUGAAGAACCCGACGAAGAAGGAGAAAAUGCUGCGGCUGGUGGUGGCGGUGAAGGAGUCCCAAACCCGGCAGGAGGAUCCCCGGGUGAUGUUGAAUCGGGUAGUCCUCGCCAAAUUCGUCACCGUGAUCCAAACAAACCACGUCAAGAUGAGAUCAUUCCGGUCUAUCGUCGCGAUUGUCAUGAAGAGGUUUAUGCUGGCUCCCAUCAAUAUCCUGGUCGUGGUGUUUAUCUUCUCAAAUUCGACAAUUCCUAUUCAUUGUGGCGCAGCAAGAAUUUGUAUUAUCGUGUCUAUUAUAGCAAG